This is a messenger RNA of Hyaena hyaena (striped hyena), 4158 nucleotides long. RefSeq names its product cytochrome b5 type B. The coding region runs from base 81 to 521 and encodes 146 amino acids. Gene Ontology annotation, molecular function: heme binding. Gene Ontology annotation, cellular component: mitochondrial outer membrane; intracellular membrane-bounded organelle. The transcript is spliced from 5 exons. The record is from RefSeq and is a predicted model, not a curated record. Lineage: Eukaryota; Metazoa; Chordata; Mammalia; Carnivora; Hyaenidae.
GAGUGCUGAGGUCAGAGUCCACCUCGAGGAAGUUAGCUUUGGAAACCCGGUUAGUGGUGGAGAAGAGCUGCUCAGGCCCAAUGGCGACUGUGGAAGCAAGCGGCAACGAUGGGAAAGGGCAAGGGGUCGAAACCUCCGUCACCUAUUAUCGAUUGGAGGAGGUGGCGAAGCACAACUCCAUGAAGGAGAUAUGGCUGGUGAUCCACGGGAGAGUCUACGAUGUCACCCGUUUCCUUAACGAGCAUCCUGGGGGAGAAGAGGUUCUAAUGGAACAAGCUGGUGCAGAUGCAAGUGAAAGUUUUGAAGACGUAGGCCACUCCUCUGAUGCCAGGGAAAUGCUCAAGCAGUACUAUAUCGGUGAUGUGCAUCCGAAUGACCUUAAACCUGAAAGUGGUAGCAAGGAACCUUCGAAAGAUCCCACGUGCAAAAGUUGCUGGACAUACUGGAUUUUGCCCAUCGUAGGCGCUAUUGUCUUAGGUUUCCUGUAUCGUUACUACACAUCGGAGAGCAAAUCCUCCUGAGGAGACCGCGUGGAAGUCGGAAAGCAUAUCCAUUGGGAGUGCGAGCUAGAGACUUGUUUGGAGGCCAAGCGAUGCCCUCUUCUCGAAUCCUGCCGGGUGUGUGUGCUUCCCCCUCGGAACCCAGAUGGUUGGCCAGACAUCCACCCCAGACCUGGGGCCAGUGUCCUUCAUCUCCCAGAGCCUUAUUCCCAAAGCACCUGCCCGUUGUCCUGUGUCCCUGCCAGUGGCCCUUCUCUCCGCUGGCCUCCGCCAGCCCCCUUUACCUUUCCAGACUUGGUUUUAUAAUUACAAUCCACAUGUCCUUGGGACAUUGUUCUUUGAUAAAAAUGCCUGGUUUCCAAUAUUUUGAAUGCACGUUAAGACAUUCUUAACAGGGCAACACACUCUGGUUUUGAAGCUUUUCUUUUUCCAUUUUUCUUUGAAGUAAAAGAAAAAAAAACAUAUAUAUGUAUAUAUAUAUAUGUGUUAUAUGUAUAUAUAUAUGUAUGUAUGUUUUUUGUUCUGACUUGAAUCUAUUAUUUAUAAGGGAUUUAAUUGAUGAAGUAAAGUUGUUGCACACCUAUGGCAUAAAACACAACUGCCAAAUGAUCUUGUUCCUUGUUUAUAUUUAUUAAAACCAGAAGAACCAUGAAAUCCUUUCCUCCCUCCUGACCUACCGUAGCAGGUAACUCUUGUCACCAACCCCCACCCCCACCCCCACCCCCAAGUCCACCGAGUGGUGCUGGACAGAACUGUGCUUCUCUUGUAUUUCUUGGGAGUGGAGAGAAAGAGGGGAGGGAAGGGAUGAAUUGGGGUGAUAGGGUGAUUUCAUAGUCCUCUUCUGGAAAAUACUGAAAACACUACUUUAGGACAAGAGUUUAGGAAAAGCACCAAAGACUUCAUUUUUUUUUUUUCCAAAGGCUUCAUUCUUUACUUUGGUUUGACACCAGUUUCUAGCCAUCCCUUUUCUUUUCUUUCCCCCCCAACUAACCACCUUUUAUUGGUAAAAUACAAAAUUAUAAUUAUAACUGUGGAACUUCACCAGGGAUUUUUGCUGCUUUUAAAUGUAUUGAAUAAUAAAUUUUUUCAUUCCCUGUUUUAUAAAAUUAAGAGAUUCCAGCUUGCUCAAAGACCCAAUAUUUGAUCUUCUGUUUGUUGGCCCCAGUAACAUAAGUUCCAUAGAACAGUGGCAUUCGAAAUGGGGACUUCAUGACAAAAGAAUGCUUUCCAUUUCAUCUCUAUUUUACCUUCAUGGCUCUAAUUUGUGGUUUUGUUGUUUUUCCAUUGAGGAAAAAAUAAAAAACAACAACAGCUAGUAGUUUUAUCCCUUGGAUGAGUGUUUCAUUGAAGAGUAGGUCAUUAUUUAGAAUUUUGUUAGUGUUUCUUCUUGGUUCAGGAAUUUCUCUGGCUUAUUUGACUUAACUUUUUUUUCCCCCGUGGAAACACCUGAGGACUGGCUGUUUUCUGCCAGCAGCUGUUUGUGGUGAUUUUUCUUCCGAUUUUUUAAGGAUUACCAGUCUGCUUCUGGGCCAUUGUCCUAUGUAGCAAGGAGCAGCUUGGUUUCAGAAGGACCAUGAACCCUGCUGUCUCCUCCCUGCUCACAGCUUGCCACGGACAGGAAUGUGGCCUGCAAAGCAGUGUCUGCCCAUGCAAACCAGGAAAAGGCUCAACCCAAGUCCUGCAGUUGAGUGUAUUCAGAAUUCAUAAAAAUAAUAUUCACCUUGUAUUUGCACCCUUGGAUAUGAUAUUAUGGAGACAUUUCAGGGGAUUUUUGAGAGACUUCUAUACGUCAGGAAUACGGGAAUAGUCAAACUUUUAUCUUUACGAACUUUGUAUAAGAUGCCACUUUUAGACAAUUUAUUGAAAAAAACCUUUGGUUAUUACAGAACGGAAGUGGUAUGACUGUUGGUGCUCCUCCCGUUUGAAGGCAUGUGGAAGGGUUGCCUUGAAUAUGAAUUGGUAUCUAAUUGCUGUAAUAAUUAAGCUGCAUGAUUACAUGGGCCACAUUGGGGUAGAAAUAAAGAACAAAGGAGUAUUGAGGAACUGGAAGGGGAACAUUUAGGCUGAAGCUAAGCCAGCAGAUAACUUGGAUCAAUUAAGAGUAUGUUGGCAGUCUACAAAAUUAAGUGAAAAACAUCUGGCUUAUAAGAAAUGUUAAAGAGUGACAGUCUUAGGUAAAGUUGGCGUGGUUAUUUUGGAUAUUUUUAGGGUGAACACCAACACAAAAGGUAUGUUUUUCUCUUUCAUAUUGGUUGUCUUUUCCUGUUUAUAUCUGGACUUUUUUUUUCUCAGAGCCAGAGGAAAAGAUUUUUAGACUUGUCUCUACCAUCCAUGAAAUCCAUCCAACCAGAGCUGCUUUUGAUCUACUGCUAAUGUGAUGUCACUUUGUACUAUAAAAACCACUUUUGGGUCCAUUUACUGUUACUCUGCUGCCUACAUCAACAGGCAGGCAAAAGGUAGAGCUAGUGUGGGAAUUUGCACAGGUUUUUCUAAACAAUAGAGUAUGUUAGCCAAACCCAUCAAGAAAGCCUUGUUUUUAGAGGUAGACUCAAAUUCUCGAAACAGUCUCCACAUUGGUAAGUCAUGUAAACCCCUCUGGAGAACAAGUGGAGCCAGUCCCUGCCGGCUGAGGGUGCCCCCUAGAGCUGGUCUCCGAGGUGCUGGGUUGUUUAUUCCUGGGGAAGACACACAAUGGCUGGAGGUCAUGAAAGGAGAGGAGGGAAAACGUGUGCCACCAAAAUAGGGAUAUCAGUGCCAGGUCUCCAAAAUUUCCUAGUCCCUGUCCCUCGGGAAUCAGUUUUGGUUUCUAAAUGACUCCACAUUUGUAAGGACAAGAAAGUGGUGGGGACAAAAUUGAUAGUGUUUAGUUCUUAUGUGACCCCUGAAGCAGAAACAAAAAUCCAUGGGAACCUAUAAUUUGAGCCUAUAAAGUUUUUUCAGCAGCUGUCAUAAAUGCACACACAUCGUGAGAUAAGAGCGUUGUUGAGUCUGUAUUCAUGUAGUUCCGGCGUGGAGCAAUGAGAAAUGUUCUAUGGGUUAGGCAUAUCAUUACUCACAGUGUCUCAGGCUUCACGUCUCAGGAUUAUCUGGUUAGAUUCCAUUUUAGGGGAUUGAACUGCAGAACAUUAAUGUUCAUUACUUCCUUCCCUGGGAGAAGUGGAUUGAGACAUGUCUUGUCUCAAUAAGAGAUCUGUUUUUGUUUUUUGUCUGUUUGUUUGUUUUUUAAGCCAUCUCAUUCUGUUGCCAAAUAUCACAAAACAAAUGGGGAGUUUAGUUCACAUUUGGCUGUUAUUCUUUGAAAGGGCCUGGUUUGGAAUUUGUGGGGAUGAUUUCAGAGGAAGGUUCUGGGAACCCGAGUUACCUACCCAAUAUCUAGCAUCUUACUCAUGAAUUUUAGGAGCUGUUCUUUUCCUGUACCUGUAUCCUAUGUGUGCUAGUUGAGUGAAAGAUGAUUAUUUGACUUCUUUCUUUUUUACUUCACCCUCUACUGUGAACGAGUAAUAUUAACAUUCUUUUUGUGUAUUCAGUAAUGGAGUUUGUUUACCUAUUUUAUUUCAGCAUAUUUUGAACAAAGAUCUUUGUCUCUUUCUGCUGGAAUGUGCACACAGUGAAUGUUUGUUAGAACUACACACAAUAAAGAUACUGUUUUCCUUUUCUU